Molecule: messenger RNA, 1573 nt
Organism: Carya illinoinensis
Lineage: Eukaryota; Viridiplantae; Streptophyta; Magnoliopsida; Fagales; Juglandaceae
Product: ethylene-responsive transcription factor RAP2-12-like
Exons: 3
Coding region: 163-1284 (373 amino acids)
Biological process (GO): ethylene-activated signaling pathway; regulation of DNA-templated transcription
Molecular function (GO): DNA-binding transcription factor activity; DNA binding
Source: RefSeq, a predicted model, not a curated record
UAUAUUCAUAUUCAUGUUAUAUACCGCUCCAAUUCGUCUUCUCUGAAAAACUACUGAGCACUUGAGUUCCAGACCAAGAAAGAUCACAAAUCCGACAUUUUCUGAGGUACCUUUUCGUUUGCGUCCUUUUUGAGAAAAGAGAGAAAGGAAAAGAAAACUACCAUGUGUGGAGGAGCUAUCAUCUCCGGCUUCAUCCCGCCGAGCCGGUCGAGGCGGGUCGCGGCUGACAACCCCUGGCCUGAUCUUAAUAAAUGGGCUCCAGGGAAGUGUUUCUCGAAGCCUCUCUUCGACGAUGACAACGACGAUUUCGAGGCUGAUUUUCAGGGUUUCAAGGACAACGUGUCUGAAGCCGAUGACGAGGAGGAGGUCGUCGACGUCGAUGUCAAACCAUUCGCUUUCUCUGCUGCUCGUGACUCUGGAUCCAAGACUAUAAAAUUUGUGGAAUCCAAUGGGCAAGCGGAGAAAUCCGCAAAGAGAAAGAGGAAGAAUCAGUAUCGGGGAAUCCGGCAGCGCCCAUGGGGUAAGUGGGCUGCGGAGAUCCGAGAUCCAAGGAAGGGUGUUCGUGUCUGGCUUGGGACUUUUAACACUGCCGAAGAAGCUGCUAGAGCUUAUGAUGCUGAGGCACGGAAAAUUCGUGGUAAGAAAGCUAAAGUGAAUUUCCCUGAUGAGAGUGCCCGUGCCUCUUCAAAGCGAUCUGGAAAGGCAAAUCUGCUGAAGCCACUUCCCCUAGACUCUCAAAAUUUUGAUUCCAUGAACAACAACUACGAUCAAGACUAUACCAUGUGUUUGAUGGAAGAGAAGCCUUUCACCAACCAGUAUGGAUAUACGGAUCACAUCCCUGUCAAGGAAGAUGUUGGAAAAUCCCUUCAUGUUUCCUCUGGUACCACCCCCGUGUACUUUAAUUCAGAUCAGGGGAGUAACAGCUUUGAUUAUUCCGACUUGGUGUGGGGAGAACAGGGUUCUAAGACACCCGAAAUCACGUCUGAUUUCUCAGCUAGCAUAGAAGGGGUAGAAUCUCAAUUUUUGGAGGACGCGAGUCCAAAGAAGAAACUGAGGUCUGAGUCUGGGAACGUUGUGUCUGUUGAGAACAACACUGCCAAAACACUGUCUGAGGAACUCUCAGCUUUUGAGUCCCAGAUGAAUUUUCAGCUGCCAUAUCUCGAGGGUAGCUGGGAUGCCUCCAUUGAGACAUUGUUUAGUGGAGAUCCAACUCAGGAUGGUGGGAACUCAAUGGAUCUUUGGAGCUUUGAGGACCUCUCAGUUAUGGCUGGGGGGAUAUUCUGAGCAAAUUUCUCCCAUGCUUGCUAGUAUGUAAAUAAAGGCUUCAUGUCAGAAUGGUGUCAUCAUCUUUGAUGGAGAUGGAGUACAAACGAGCUUGAUUCUGCUUCUGGCUUUUAUGAAAGAUGUAUUGAAGUAGCUUCUGUUGUAUGGGGGAGUAUAUAGGUAUUUAGGUUCCUUUUACCUUUAAGACUUUGAAUUUGGGACUCGAUAUCUGUACUGAUUUUAUGACUUGUGAUCUGUGAUAAAUUACCAAACCCGUUCGAUAAAUGUCAACUUUGGGUGUUUGUUUGCU